Planococcus citri (citrus mealybug) is the source of this 2655-nucleotide messenger RNA. Its product is annotated as NAD(+) hydrolase sarm1-like. The transcript has 10 exons. Gene Ontology annotation, molecular function: signaling adaptor activity; protein binding; NAD+ nucleosidase activity. Bases 224 to 2320 code for a protein of 698 amino acids. Gene Ontology annotation, biological process: signal transduction; negative regulation of MyD88-independent toll-like receptor signaling pathway; response to axon injury. Gene Ontology annotation, cellular component: dendrite. The record is from RefSeq and is a predicted model, not a curated record. NCBI's taxonomy places the organism in Eukaryota, Metazoa, Arthropoda, Insecta, Hemiptera, Pseudococcidae.
AGCUAUCGUCGAGUUUGGAAGAAGGUUUAAUUUUAGAGAUCAUUCAUAAUUCGUUGAACAUCUAUCGUGAUUUGUACUUAGUUCUUUGUAUAAUAUUUUAAAAACUGUCGUUGGUUUGUUGCAGUGUGAAUUGGUCGGUGAAAAUUGUUUUAUUAUAAAGUAGGUACCUACCUAUACUUGUAAGUUCCUUUUUGACAAGACGUUGGAAUUGAAAAUUCGCCAAAUGGAUUUCCCUCAUGUAGAUCACAUGAUACAUGAUCAUCAUAGAUUGGUGAUUCGGCAAGCCCUGGUACAGGUAAAUCACUCCCGCAACGAAGUAAAUAAAAUGACGGAUUACCUGGCUCAAUUUGCCGAAAUUGUGGAUAAAUUCAGUGAAAAUAUCGACGAACCAAACCCGAACGUAGAAAUGGCCACCCAAACUGCCUCCAAGUUAUUGACAGACAUCGUACAGUCGUUGAACGAGUCAGUAGUCCAAGCUUCCGAAGUUGCCAAAAUUCAUGGCAAAAUGAGCGACUUGAUGAUCAAAGCUUGGUCCAUCCCGACCUAUGGAUACGAAUUUGGACAUCGUCUUUGUGAAACUAUGCGCGAUUAUGGUGGAUUAUCGUAUUUGAUCUCAUGUAGUGAGUCCAAAUAUGAAGGAGUUAGAUUCUCCAGCGCUAAGUUAUUGGAACAGUGCUUGACACCAGGAAAUCGAGCUUAUGUUGUUGAACAUGGAUUGGAAAAAGUCGUUAGAGGGAUUUGUUCAACGAAAAAUUCAUCUUCGCAAGAUCAGUCGAGAGUUCGAACAGGAAUCCUGGAACAUUUAUUCAAACACAGCGAAAGUACCUGCGAAGACAUCACACGUUACGGUGGCUUACAAGUCAUUUUGGACGACUGCCGAAAAAACGACAUCCCAACAUUGAGAAAUUGCGCCAAGGCCUUGGUGAAUUUGAGUCUCUACGGCGGAGCUGAAAAUCAACAAGUGAUGAUCAAGCACAAAGUAUCACUUUGGCUUUUCCCGUUGGCUUUCCACGAUGACGACGUAGUAAAAUACUACGCGUGCUUAGCUAUCUCGAUUCUAGUAACCAUUAAGGAAUUAGAAGGAGACGUGUUAAAAUCCGGCACUUUGAAAUUGGUAGAGCCAUUCAUAAUGAAUCACGACCCAGUUGAAUUUAUCGUAUCGAAUCGGUCUCACAUCCUGAGCCAAAGUAAAAAUUGGCUAUCGCGGUUAAUUCCGGUGUUGAACUCGAAUCGAAAAGAGUCCAGAAAUUUGGCUGCUUUUCAUUUCUGCUUGGAAGCAGGUAUUCGAAAAUCGCUUAGAAAUGAAGAAGCAGCGACAGGAGGAAUGUUUCGAGAAAUUGGAGCGGUUAUAUAUUUGAAAAAAAUUGCCAGCGGUCCAUGCAAUACUGGUGCUAAACUAGCUGCCGAAGCGUUAAAACUGAUGGGCGAAGAUUUACCUCAUAAACUCAUCAAACAGGUUCCUUCGUGGUCUCCGGAAGAUGUUCAGAAUUGGAUUACGCAAGUUGGUUUCUCCGAAUUGGUUUCCAAGUUUGAAGAAAAUCGAAUAGAUGGAGAUCUGUUGUUGAGGAUGACGGAAGAAAGUUUAGAUAAAGAUUUACAGAUGACGAACGGAAUUCAAAGGCAGAGAUUCAUCAGAGAGUUGCAAAAUCUGAAGAAAAUAGCUGACUAUGGAAGUCAUGAUCAAGAUGAUUUGAACGAGUUUCUGCGACGGAUUAACCCAGAUUUUACCAUAUAUACUUAUGGUAUGUUGAUUGCAGGUGUCAACAAAACUUCAAUCAGGAACAUAUCUGCGUCUCAGUUGAGCAGGGACUGUGCUAUUAAAAACUCUAUCCAUGUAUCUCAAAUUUUAGAAGCUAUUAAAGCUAAACUUGAUUUAGAAGAACAGAAUCCAUCCAAAUUAGAUGUGUUCUUAUGCUACCGUCGAGCAGGUGGCAGUAAUUUAGCUAGCUUGCUCAAAUGUCAUCUCAGUUCAUUAGGGUAUUCAGUUUUCCUAGAUGUGUAUGACUUGAAAUCGGGUAAAUUUGACGUAAAUUUACUCCAGAAAAUAGAGCAGUCGAAAAAUUUCGUCUUGGUUCUAACACCGCAAUCAUUGGAUCGAUGUAUUGGCGAUGAUGGAUGUGAGGACUGGGUCCAUAGAGAAUUCGUAGCUGCGAAACAGUACAAAUGUAAUAUUAUUCCGAUAAUAGAUGCUGAAUUUCUGUGGCCCAAAACAGAUGAAUUACCUGAAGACAUGCGAGAUGUUUGCUUUUUCAAUGCAAUUCAAUGGAAUCACCUGAAUCAGAAAGGUGUUGUUGAAAAAUUGCAAACUUUCUUGAAGUAAAAUAUCGGUAGCAGAUUCAAUGAAGACCAUGAUUGAAAAUGGAUAGGUAAAGGUAUACAUACACAGUAUUAUAACCACUGUUGUUAUGUUGUAUUGAAGAAUGAAGACUGAUUAAAUAAUAGUGUAAUUUGAUCACAAUUUUUUGAACGUUGAUUAAAGUAAUUUAAAAAAGAAAUUGAUGUCACUUGACUUCGAAUAAGGUUUGGAAUUUGAAUGAUUCUUUCUAAGGAAACUAGGAUAGGAAACGAAAAGACAUGGCGUAUUAUUUUAUUGGUGUUUUAUUUUAGGAGGAACUUUGCUGAUUUAUGUGUACUUAUUCGAUUCUUGAGAUUCGA